ACCACUGAGAUAAACCCAGAGAAAUCAAGUUAAAAUAGCUAGUUCAGCCUAGAAGGUGCCUUUGAUACUUUCCUCUGCUGCUGCUAAUCACAGGGGAAGAGUUUGCCAAUGGUCAUCAGCUGAGACUAUCCCAGCAGGGUGAGGGCCAAGAGCAAGGGGCGUUGUUUAAAUCUGGAAGACAAGGUGGAAGAACAAUAACAGAGACAACAUCAGCUUGAUGAAAGCAUGAGGUGGCUGUUAGGAAGCAGCUGGAGGCAGUUUGGACCUGCUGGCAGGGGCGCCUACGAAUGGUUAACUAGUGAACCAAGUCUGCCACUUCUGGACACCCAGCUGCAGAGCACACAUAAGAUAAGCUCUACCAAAGAAGACAUUGAGCCAUUCCUGUGCAUCAUUCUUCCAGCCACCAUCCUGCUUUUCUUGGCAUUUGUGCUACUUUUCCUGUAUCAUCGCUGUAAACACCCAAGACCCCAGGGGCAGAUCUUCAGCAUUGACCUUCCAGAACACAUACCAGAGAGAGAAGUGACUGAUUUCCUUUCAGUCUUACCUUGGAGCACUGAGCAGACCUUCCAUUAUUCAACCUUGCACCCGGAAGCUACUUUCCUCACAGUGUGCCUGCCACCCUCUUAUGAGGAGGCCACUAUGAAAACUCCUGAGGAAGAGGUCCAAAAUAGGAUUGCCCAAGGUCUAGUGCCUCUUUAUGAAGAAGAGAGCACACGUAGGUUGAAUGAUAAUAAAUGACCUUGAUCUGCAAAUCCCUUGUAUCAAUAGCUAGCAACCUUUUAACUGGGAAGGAUCCAAAAAAAUUGGAUCAGGGAAAAGGAGUAUGCUAGUCCAUGAAACAGGAUAUUCCUAGACUGAAUGUAAGCACUAGAGAUAAAUUACAACUUUAAGAGUAAAGGCAAAUUUAUUUAAUCCAUGUAUACUUUCUGUAACAUUAAUGAAUAUUUUUCUUAUUUCAUAAACAUAAGUAAGAUAAAAUAAAUAACACUUUCAAUUCCCUACCCCAAGUGAGAAAAGUUCCAUGAAGGUGAAAGAAUUUAGCUGAAGUUGCCAAAGAUCACUAGCUAAUAAACACACCAAAGAAUAUUUACCCUACCCCUUAAGAAACUCUUGUGAAUUUAACAUAGAACAAUUCUUGGAAACAGACAUCAAAAAUUGUUUUAUAUCUUUUACCAAAGUAAGGUCAGUGAAUUUGGAAUAGUUAGACA
Molecule: messenger RNA, 1208 nt
Organism: Antechinus flavipes (yellow-footed antechinus)
Lineage: Eukaryota; Metazoa; Chordata; Mammalia; Dasyuromorphia; Dasyuridae
Gene: SMIM28
Product: small integral membrane protein 28
Exons: 2
Coding region: 226-738 (170 amino acids)
Source: RefSeq, a predicted model, not a curated record